AUGACCGGUGCCGGGUUCGAACCAGAGACCUCAUCCACUGAGGUCCUUGAGGGAGAGAGGAUGGAUGGUAACCACAAAAUCUGUGCCUUGCGGAAUGAACUAGCUGAUGCAUUAAGGAAAGGUCCUUAUCAAGUUAAUAUGUUAAUUGGUGGAUAUGAUGAUAAAGAUGGAAGUGCAUCCCUAUAUUAUAUGGAUUAUCUAGCAUCUUGUCAGAAGAUAACACGUGGUGCACAUGGUUAUGCGGCAUAUUUCGUAUUAGGCUUAUUGGAUAAACUCUACAAGAAGGAUAUGACCCAAGAAGAAGGUCUUGAUGCCAUAAACCAGUGUAUUAAGGAGUGUAAGAAAAGGUUUAUCAUUGACAAAAGUAAUUUCGUCAUCAAAGCUGUGAACAAGGUAACUAUAGAGGUCCUAUCAUAA
Messenger RNA from Perkinsus marinus ATCC 50983, 417 nucleotides. Its product is annotated as proteasome subunit beta type 2, putative. The transcript is spliced from 5 exons. Gene Ontology annotation, molecular function: peptidase activity. Gene Ontology annotation, cellular component: proteasome core complex; proteasome core complex, beta-subunit complex; cytosol. The coding region runs from base 1 to 417 and encodes 138 amino acids. Lineage: Eukaryota; Perkinsozoa; Perkinsida; Perkinsidae. The record is from RefSeq and is a predicted model, not a curated record.